AUGAAGCCUCGCAGAGGUCCUCUCGUCGUAGAAUCGCUAGAUGAAGGACAAUCUAGAACUCAGAAGCACCAUGGUGAGAAAAUGAAAUAUUAGAAAGCUGAAAGCUGGGUUUCAGAUCCAUUUGCCGAAGUUCAGCUCGAGAAUGUGCUCAAAGAGCUCUCGUUCAUCAGGAUUCAAUUGGAUGACAUUAACCUUCCGUCGACAAAUCAAUUUAUUCAAAAGCUUUACAAUUCCAGGCAGCUUUACGGGUUCGAAAUCAAAGAAAGAUCUGAAAUAAGUAAAAAUUUGUUUCCGUUCAGAUUCCAGUUAGAAUACUCGUUUCCUUGUUUGGACGUCGUAUCGAAGGCACUCAAAGCGACCGUGAGAAUUCCCGAAAAAGACACGACCUCGACGAGAAUCGAAUUCAAGCACAAGGUGGGUGUAAUCGAACGGAAAUGUCUUCAAAGGGCUCCAGAUUGCAGAGAGUCGUCCUACUGAGCAUGCACGAAGAUCAGGUUGCUCAAUGGCAAAGGUCCCGGCUCACAAUCCAUCUGCUCGUUCAAAUGGCCGUCAAUGGGAAGCACACUGUAAGAGAAUAAUCAAUUUCAAUCAAAAUCUUCGAUCAUUUUCAGACCCGCCCACUCGCGAAAUGCUCGAUUCCAUUGUACGAAUUACUUGUCGCGCCCUACAUGAUUUGCCGUGAUUUCGACUUUGUUGGACCCGAUUUUGAAGCGACGGCGCUGAUUCGAAUUGACUUGGGGAGUCGGGUGAAGUCGUUGAUGGAAAGAUUGGAAUCUCUUCGGGGUGAUCGUAGCCUCGAAGACACGUUCGUAGUGACCGACAGACAUCGGGAUCCAGUUGGCAGAAGGACUCGCUCCAGAUGUUCCAGCAGAUGCAGAGCACACAGCUCGGCGAGUAUGGGAUGGUUCGAAGAGGAAGAACGGGAGAACAGAGGGCCAAGAGCGAGCCGACGACCGCAUUCCGCCACGUCAUCGCUGACUUCCACGUCCACGCCGACACCCAUCAUACUUCCAAGAAUUCAGAAUCAGAAUGUGCCGGAAAUAAGAGUCCGAAUGCCGACUUCUUCCUCUUCCAUUGGAUCCGAUUCCGUUUUUGUUCGUCCUGAAGCCAUCAGAAGACCGACUGUUCAGGAGGUUGAGCAACCGAUUGAAAGAAUCACAAAGACGGUUUCCAACUCGUACGGAGCGUCAACGGUCGGAGAUGUUGUGGAGGAAGUGAGCAUCGGAAGCAAGUACUACAUGCAGCUGACUGUGCACUCGGCGACCGGACUUCCGCCAAUUGAGGACCAUGAGUGAGCAAACAUCGAAAAGACUUUGUAGGCCAAUGAGUUAUUUCUAGAGGCCGCGUCACGAGUCCAUCUUCAUUCAUUUCGGUGCUCGGGAGAGAAGGAGACCUCCGUUCCCGCGUUGUUCCGCACUCUCGGGAGCCCCGAUGGGAGUUCACGGCCCGAUUCGUUGUCAGUUCGGAGCGUCGCAAUCUCGUCGUAAAAGUGUACCAUCACGGGGUUUCUGGAGACAGUCCUCUUGGAUUUGUGACUAUUCCGUUGCCAGUUGUGAACACCCGGAAGGCGCUCUUCGAAAUGACGGAUGUGACUCGUAUGAACAGAUACACAACUGAUGUGCCGAUGCUCACGAUCAGUAUGGAAAGAGUGAGGAAUGUGGACGAUGACGAGGACGGAUUCAGAAGAACAACUUCUCGGAUGACGUCCUCCAGAAGCACUCAAUCCUCCCCACCUAGAUUCCCUCCUCCACGCGUCGAAUCUCCGUUGAUAACUGAAAGCAGCGAAGCGAUCAAAGGACGAAUGCACAGAUGUAUGGAGGAGUUGGAGACGAUGAUGAGGGGAAUUAACAAGUAA
Caenorhabditis sp. 36 PRJEB53466 is the source of this 1855-nucleotide messenger RNA. Lineage: Eukaryota; Metazoa; Nematoda; Chromadorea; Rhabditida; Rhabditidae. The record is from the annotation of a GenBank genome assembly.